UCAGUUAUGUCAAAGUUGAUUGUAAACUACGUCAGUACACUGAUCCACGUUGUACGUUAUAACGUAACGGUAUUGUAAAGAAACGUUAUUAUGAGUGUGUGUUUAAUGGACAUAUCUUAAAAAACAUGAAAUCCUUUCUGUUCUUGCUGGUAAUUUUGGUAGAAGGUUGCUUUGGAUACCGGGUUGUGUGUGUUUAUACAAACUGGUCACAAUACAGACCUCCUGGAGCUAAGUUCCUUCCAGAAGACGUUGAUGCCAAAUUGUGUACACAUCUAAUAUAUGUUUAUGCCAAGCUGAAAGGAAACAAGCUGGAACCAACAGAAUGGAAUGAUGACGGGUCGGCAUGGAGCGAGGGCAUGUAUGACCGUGUCAAUAACUUGAAACAGAUCAAUCCUGAGAUGAAGACAUUGCUAGGGGUAGGUGGUUGGAUGAUGGGCAGUAAAGAUUUCAGUAAACUAGCAUCUGGUAGAAUAUCCAGGAAACUAUUUGCAAAGACAAGUGUAAAGUUUCUGAGGGACAGAAAGUUUGAUGGUUUAGCGAUUGACUGGCAACAUCCCACUAAACGUGGUGGCAAACCACAAGACAAAGUUAAUUUUUCUUUGCUGCUUAAGGAGAUUAGGAAGGCGUUUCAAGAUGAUAGCAGAAAGACGGGUUUACCACCAUUAUUGCUUACUGCAGGGGUAUCAGCAAGUAGAGAAGUAAUUGAGGAAGGCUAUGAAAUUGACAAUUUGACAAAAUAUACAGAUUUUCUGAAUGUUAUGGCUUAUGAUUUGCACGGUGCUUGGGAUAAUUACACUGGGCACCCUAGUCAGCUGUAUCCCAGAGAGGAAGAGUUUGGGCCGCCAGCUGAAAUAAAUGUGGAUUCGGCCAUGCGUUACUGGAUGUCAAAGGUUCCUGAUAGGACUAAGUUAAUAUUGGGCGUAUCCUCAUAUGGACGAACUUUCACACUUCGCAAAACACGACAUAAUGACUACAACGUUCCGACGACGGGACCUGGAGAAGCCGGAGAGUUCACACAGCAACCGGGCAUGCUCGCAUAUUAUGAGCGAUGUUCCCAGUAUGCUGAUGCAAAGCGAGUCUGGGAUCCGGUGAGUCAAGUUGCUUACUGGCAUAAAGGCAAUCAGUGGAUUGCUGGAGAAGAUGUUGAAAGCGUUAAAGCAAAGGUAAAUUGGAUGAGGUAUAACAAUAUUGGCGGUAUCAUGCUUUCACCGCUUGAUAUGGACGAUUUUACCGGCAUGUUUUGCACAGGAGAUAUAUAUCCACUUUUAAUUUCGAUUCACAAGCAACUUCUUGCACCGCUUCCGAAACAUUCUAGGGUGCGAACUAAUAAGCGUCCUAAGCAAGUCCCGUUAGGUGUUACCAAAUCACCUACUUUUUCGACAACAGAAUCUGUAAGUACUUUUUCUACAACGAAUUUCAGUUAUGAAUUCGCCUAUGAAACUACAACAGAACUUCCAGCAACAACAACUGUAAACACUUUCUUGAUAAAUCAAAGAAGAAAUAAACUUCAUGAACACAUUGAAAAAGCUAAAGUAGCAAAUCAAACAUAUAAUCAAAAUAUAACCAAAAACAAAGUAAUUUUUCAAAAGAAACAGAGCAAAAAACAGACUGCAACAAGUGCAUACUUUGAUAGUCUCGCAACUGGUGAAAGAAAAAGUCCAAGCAAUUACGUGGAAGGUGUAUUGACUGGUAAACAGAUUCCACGAAGCGCAACAUCUACACAAUUUGGUACAACAGUAAAUCAAGCUGAAACAAGUACACAGAUACUAACGUCCGUGGCAACACAAGCAAUUCAAGUCACCAAAACCAGCCAAGAAUCGGAUAUGAGGAAUUUUUUGAAGAACGCAGCUGAUCUACCAUCACACAGUCUUAUUAAUGGAAUUAUGAAACUUCUCGGGAACAAUGGUCAUUCAGAUAUUAGUGGAGAUAAAAGAAUAAUCACAACAUCAUCAGAUUUGAAGAUUGCAUCGUCUACGAAAGCUACUACUUUUGAAACAACUACUGAAGCAAUUAUUCGAACUCAUUUAAAUGAACCUGCUAUUAGUAUUAGAGAUUUAAGAAUAUCGGCUCCGACACACACACAUAACAAACGUCAUUUAGUUCAAGAGAUCAGAAAUACAGGGCGAGUAAUUCAACCGUUCAUCGACAAUCGUAGAGACUUAAUAUCAGGUGGAAGUUUAAGAGAACAUUUGAGAAUUCAACCGAUCAGAAAUGAUUUGUCUGUUCGUGUUAACCACCCAGCUAGUGGUAAACAAGUGUUUGAUACAUUUCAAAAAGAUAUGCAGAUUGAACCUAUCAAACCAAAAGAGCUUGUCCCUCCACCAUUUCCACUUCCAGAUAUGAGAGAAGCUCGUCCAAGUAAAAGUUUUCUUGACAUGAAAGAUCUUGGUUUUCUCGCCAAAUGAGUUAUUUCUUUAAAGCAAAUCACCGUAGUGUAUAGUAGCAACCGUAUAGCAAGAGUAUACAUGACAAUCCAAUAUAUCAGCAACGAUACUUUAAAAUAGAGUGAAAUAAGAAUCCCCAAAGAAAGCCCAACGCGGCAAAAUAAAACCAACAUAGUGACGUUACAUAAUACAGCUAAGUUACAUAAUAAAGUUACGUUUUCAUAAUGCAGUGCAGUUGUGAUACAUAAUACCGAUAUGUUACAUAAUACAAUACCGUAAUAUUAUACAGUUACCUUUAAUUAUACAGUGACGUUACGAUAAACAGUAUACAGUCAAACGUUUAUAACUAAAUGAGAUUCAUCCUACAUAUGUAUAUACACUUCUAUUUCAUUUAUUGUCAUUUCAUAUCACAAAAUGUUUAAACAACAUACAUACAUUGAAUAUGUUUGUUUUUUUGCUUGUUAAUUACGCUAGUGAAUAUUGAACAUACAUCUUUCCACAUAUGAUCUUUUUCACUAUGUAAAUAAAGUAGCGUAUAGCGAUACUGUUGCUGUAUUAUUGUGAAACCAAAGAUUUAUAAACAAAUAUUAUAGUUAUAAUAAAAUACAUUCGAACGGG
Messenger RNA from Ruditapes philippinarum (Manila clam), 3002 nucleotides. Its product is annotated as chitotriosidase-1-like. Gene Ontology annotation, molecular function: chitinase activity; chitin binding. Gene Ontology annotation, cellular component: extracellular region. The record is from RefSeq and is a predicted model, not a curated record. Lineage: Eukaryota; Metazoa; Mollusca; Bivalvia; Venerida; Veneridae. Bases 126 to 2405 code for a protein of 759 amino acids. Gene Ontology annotation, biological process: carbohydrate metabolic process; chitin catabolic process. The transcript is spliced from 9 exons.